Molecule: messenger RNA, 666 nt
Organism: Trichoderma asperellum CBS 433.97
Lineage: Eukaryota; Fungi; Ascomycota; Sordariomycetes; Hypocreales; Hypocreaceae
Biological process (GO): carbohydrate metabolic process
Molecular function (GO): hydrolase activity, hydrolyzing O-glycosyl compounds
Source: RefSeq, a predicted model, not a curated record
AUGGCAAAAUUCUUGAAUUUGUUGGCAAUUUUCGCCGCAGUUUUGCCCCUGACUCAAGCGCAAUCUAGCUUUGUCGAUAACUGCACUACAUUUAACUCGGCCUUAUACACGAAGGCCAACUGGGCUGCAGGUCUAGGUUCAGUGUUGUCUAGCAAUGUAAACCCAAGUGGAGGAGGCGUUCUUAACUUUGAGAUUCCUGCUGGCACCCAUAAUGGUGGUGAGAUCGUUUCCAAGGCUCAAUACUCCUAUGGACAAGUCGAAGCUCAAUUCAAAGUUCCAAAUCUACCCGGAGUUAUCUCUAGUAUUUUUAUGUAUCAGGGUACUUCGACCAGCGAUGAGAUUGACAUCGAGGUGUACUUGAAUCAGGGUAAAUGGGAGAUUGCAUUCACAAUUUAUCGCCUGGGAGUCAAGGAAUGGUAUCAUACAUACUUUCCAACCUGGGAUCCGAGUGCUGGAUACAACGAUUACAUGAUUGACUACCAAGAAGCCGCUAUCUCUUUCUACGUUAACGGCGCUUUGGAAGCACAGUUUCAUACACCUUCGCAGCAACCAACUCAUGCGAUGAACAUUCAGCUUAAUUCGUGGUUUCCUGCGUGGCUAAACGGCGCUGCGGCAUCAUCUACCCAGUUCAUGCAAGUUAACCAGAUAUCAUAUACAGAAUCCUAG